CCAUUCUAUCCACAACAUGUUUUCUUUCUUUCUUUCUUUCUUUUUUAUGAUUUUAUUUUCUUCAUUAAUUUAGUUUUUCUUAUGAUAUGCUGCCAAAAACUGUGGGCAUUAGUAUUAUCACCACACUGAUUCCGUUUCCCAGCAAUGUGUAUUACAAAAGUUUUUUUUAUUUGUAUCUUAACGUCCGAAAACUCAUUCGUCCCGAUUAAUUCAAUUCGAAUUGAUCAACUCACUAAGGCAUUAAGCUAUUUCAGAGUGGAUUUUCUCUAUCAAUAACACUCGAACCGCUUCAACCAAUACACGGUCAUUAUAUUGCAAAAAGUUUUUGGUUCUGCAAACUUUAGCAAUGAGAAAACUUACCUUUGCUUAUCAAAAAAAAAAAAAGGCUUAUCAAAAAAGAGAAAACUUACCUGAAAAACCAGCCAACAUUUUGCCUUCUUCUUCUUCAGAAUCCUCGAUUCCAAAACUCCGAUGUCGGGUAUCUCCAUUCCGGGGCCCAAGUUCUUCAGGUUCUCGGCCAAUGGUUCGAGCAAUCAUCAGGAAGUUCGACGAACUGCGGCUUCCGCUUCAUGGACCAUGAGUACAGAAUCGAAACCUGCUCAGCCAAAGGAAACAGAGGAUCUCUCCUUGCCAAAGCCGCUUCCACCGCCCCACCGACUCGACGGACAGAAAUCGUUCGGUCUGCAGUUCAAUCGGUUGCAGCCACUAGAGAAGGACUUCGUGCAACAGAACAGGCUCGAGUUUGGGCAGUUCAUGGCGAGGGAGGCAUUGCUUGACGAAGAAUAUUGGACAGCGGCAUGGCUUCGAGCAGAGAGUAACUGGGAGGACCGACCACAUGAGAGAUAUGUCGAAAACUACAAAAGGAAAUUUGCAGAGCAGGAAUUCAGCGCCAUCAAGAGGCGAUGCAGAGGAACAAAUGGGCAGAAGUGCACAUGCAUUGUCAUGGUAAAGAAAGACCGAGGAAAUGACAAGCGAACCGUGCUGAAAAGUGUUGUCGGCACUCUUGAUUUUAGCAUCCGAUACUUAUUGCAUGGAGAGACUUUUCCUGGGGAAAAGGUGAGAGCUCCUCUCUUCUGCCGCAUCAGCAGAACGGGCCCUAGCAGAUACGGUUAUAUUGCCAACCUCUGUGUUGCUAAAUCAGCUCGUCGCCAAGGUAUUGCCAGCAAUAUGCUGAACUUCGCCCUCGCAUCUGCCAAGUCCACAGGAGUAGAAGUAGUGUAUGUGCAUGUGCAUCGAGAUAACAAGGCAGCUCAACUGAUGUAUGGGAAGAUAGGAUUUCAGGUUGUACAAGAGGCAACCUCGCAAUUGAUAGAAGAGCAGACUUACUUGCUCUCGGUGGAGAUAUGAUAAAUGUGAAGAUGAUUUUUUAAUUCUUUAGGUGCAGGAACAAAUUGUACAGGUUUAUUCUUCAGAAACAAUCCUGUACUCCAAAUCACACAGCACAAAUGUAUCCUCUGAGUUUUCAAGAAUGCAGAAACCAUUUUCUCCGGGGCAGAGAAGGAAUAUGAA
Molecule: messenger RNA, 1509 nt
Organism: Punica granatum (pomegranate)
Lineage: Eukaryota; Viridiplantae; Streptophyta; Magnoliopsida; Myrtales; Lythraceae
Source: RefSeq, a predicted model, not a curated record